AUGAACGAAACAUUCAGCGAACAACAAAUAUUCGAUAUCCGUCACGCCUUUUCAUUGGUUGAUUCAAAGAAUAAUGGUUCGGUCUACGUGAAAGAUAUUCCAACAAUCUUUGAAAACUUAGAUGAAAGUUUCAAAGACUGCAUCAUGGAAGAAGAUGAACUGAAUCGCUAUCUUGAAGAAAUCGAUCUUGAAAAUUCCGAUCAAAUUAGUUUUACUCAAUUUCUGGUCUUAUUGUCAUAUAAAAUAAAUAGAACGGACACAGUCGAAGAAUUACAAGAAGCAUUUCGUAUGUUUGACCGUACAGAAUCUGGCUAUAUAACAUUUGAUAAUCUUUGGCGUGGCAUGCAUACUCUCGGCGAGAAUUUGUCUCGAAGAGAAGUCGAACAAAUGAUGCAAGAAGCGGAUAAGGACUUUGAUGGAAAAAUCAAUUUUGCCGAAUUUAUUGAAAUGAUUCGAUAUAAAUAA
Molecule: messenger RNA, 465 nt
Organism: Adineta ricciae
Lineage: Eukaryota; Metazoa; Rotifera; Eurotatoria; Adinetida; Adinetidae
Source: the annotation of a GenBank genome assembly